AUGGACGAGCAGACGUUGAUCCUCACGUUCAAGAGGGCUAUGCCAAACGAGCGGGAAACGGCGUAUAAGAGUAGGGGAGUUCAUCUCAACUCAAUGCCGAAGACCGUCCAGCAUUUUGAGCGGCUGGAGCAAUCGGAGAGACGCCAAGGCCUCGAGUGGCAUGGUAAGAAUUGGAAGAAGUCGAGUGGUAAGAACGGCGGCGACAAGAACAACGAAGGAGGGGAAAGUUGUCCAAGAAGGGAGUCAACCAGUCGCAGCAGAAGACCCAGAAGCGUCCCGGUCUUUGGCACUAAAACACUCAUUGAAAACACCAAUGAAAUCAGAUAA
Phytophthora nicotianae INRA-310 is the source of this 327-nucleotide messenger RNA. RefSeq lists its product as hypothetical. The transcript has a single exon. NCBI's taxonomy places the organism in Eukaryota, Oomycota, Peronosporomycetes, Peronosporales, Peronosporaceae. The coding region runs from base 1 to 327 and encodes 108 amino acids. The record is from RefSeq and is a predicted model, not a curated record.